AAUAAAUAAGGGCAUUUUAAAGAAAACACUGUUGCUGACAAUAAGUGCUAAAGUCACACAAACGAAUCGUAUAAAGAGUUAGGUAUGUUUAAGAGUUUAACAGAAAAGGACUUUGAUGUAGUAGAAUCCUGGAUCGGAACUUGGCCCAAAACAUUCAAUCUGCUGUAUGGCAUAACACGGGAUGGCUAUGACGCGAGUGUUUUUCAUCAGAAAUGUGACAACCAAGGACCAACACUUACAGUCUUGUACAACAAGGAGGGCUCCGUGUAUGGAGGUUACACGGGGAUUAGCUGGGAAACAGCGACUGUCAACACUAACAAAAAAGAUGAUUCGGCAUUUCUCUAUCAGUUGUACUUUUCUGGCAAGAAGGCGACUAAUCAAAUGUUAGUAAAAAACGGUCACACAGCUAUUAGUUCAGUAUUUGGUUAUGGACCGAUAUUUGGUGGCUAUUCCAGCUGCGACCUGUUAACAUUUAGUGGGGUCAAACAAAGGUCCUCCUCUGGAGAGUAUAAUCUGAAUGGAAUGACAGAUCCACACUUCGGUAAAAACUACGAUAUCCGGGGAACAUUAUUCAAGGAUGUCAACAAUGGACAUCUUAAUGUGAUCGAGUUGGAAGUUUACGCCGUCAAAGAUGGCCAAAGAGAAAAGCCGGCUUUACCAACUCCAUGGCGUAAAACUGCAACAUGGGGAACAAAGUUGCUGGAGAGCUUGAAAGACGAAGUUAAAGGAAUCCAACCCCCUGAAGGACUUGAUGUCCCGCAUUUCAACAUUCUUCUCAUAGGGCCUUCAGACUCGGGUAAAUCGAGCUUCUGCAAUUUGGUGUCGUCCGUGUUCCGGGGGAGAAUUUCCCACCGAGCUAGAGUUGGUGGAAACUCGAAAUCAAGUACAACCACAAUGUUUACGCCAUACACUUUUGGGGACAAAGUCAGCCUUCAGCUCUAUGACACAAGAGGUCUAGCAGAGACGGAUACCAUGGAUCUUAUGCAAUGCAACUACAUACUCGAAGGUCACGUGCCGGACUUUAAUGAGAUGACAUCAACGAGCCUGAUAUCAAAUGACGAUGCGGAUUUUCAGCAUAGGCCAAAGUUGAGUCAUAAAAUGCACUGUGUUGUAUUCGUCCAGGAUGGUUCAACCGUUGACGACAUUUCAAAGCCUAUGCUGCACAAACUGGAGUCGUAUCAGAAUCUGUUCAACAGAAAAGAGAUACCACAAGCCGUUAUAGUCACAAAGAUUGACAAGCUCUGCGAAAAAACGGAAGAAAAUGUCAACAAUACUUUCAUCAGUCAAACGGUCAAAGAGGCAGUCGAAAAAGUCUCAGAGCUUUUCAAAUUUCCGCGGAACAAUAUUUGGCCAAUUAAGAAUUAUGAAGAAGAAGUGGAAAGCGAUGAGAGCAUCAACAUCCUUGCUUUGCUCGCUGUCCGACAGAUCCUGUUCUUUGCAGAGGAUUAUCUAGAAACCAUGAACGUGAAACAAAGUAGGAGAAUUCAGAGAGGAAAGGCUAAGCAGGCUGAAAGUGAAGUGUUCGGGUCAGACACUGCUUAAAACUGAUCAUGAUAUGGUCGUGCAGAAAUUUAACUUAUGCAGAACGUCAAUAUCAACUACACAUGGUAUGUCCUCGGAUAAUUAGUAGCAAGAUAUCUUAAAGACAUUGUGUUGAGAACGAUAUCGUCAUUGUAAAUGUGUAUGAUAUGACUGAAUAAUGACUUAUUAUAUAUGCGUUUGACUAUUCCUUCUAAUUUAAGAUUACCAUUCAUGUUGGUUGAUAAACUGUGUUCUUGAAUAAUUGUUUGUUAAAAUGUGUCAAUAUCUUAUUACUUACAUACUUUGUAGACAUAUUGAUACAAUAUUUGUUUCAUAGUUUGCUCAUUCCAAAACGUAAAAAGGAAAGGUGUGAAAGUAAUUAAGACCUUAAGUUGCAUUUGUCAUUUGUGCAACACAAAUUCAUUUAUUAAAUCGUUUUGAAUUCAUUUCAAAAUUGAAUUUUAUUAACUAAGUUAUAUACAAUUAGCUCAGAGAAGAUUUGAGCGUAAUAUUAUACAAACAAAUUUAGAGCAAGCCCGAAACGAGGUUUUUGGUAUGAAUAAAUGGCGAAAAGUAACACGACCCAUUCCUGGACAACACAUUCACUUCACAAACACAACAUAUAUACAGGAACUGUUAUAACCAUACAUUUUCGUUGAUAUGUUACGAGGGGUGUCCGGGAAGAUCGC
This is a messenger RNA of Mya arenaria, 2210 nucleotides long. Its product is annotated as interferon-induced protein 44-like. The coding region runs from base 85 to 1542 and encodes 485 amino acids. The transcript is spliced from 6 exons. The record is from RefSeq and is a predicted model, not a curated record. Lineage: Eukaryota; Metazoa; Mollusca; Bivalvia; Myida; Myidae.